Messenger RNA from Amphiprion ocellaris (clown anemonefish), 792 nucleotides. It is a transcript of the gene morn3, whose product is annotated as MORN repeat containing 3. The record is from RefSeq and is a predicted model, not a curated record. Lineage: Eukaryota; Metazoa; Chordata; Actinopteri; Pomacentridae. The coding region runs from base 1 to 714 and encodes 237 amino acids. The transcript has 5 exons.
AUGCCAUAUAUUAAAACAUCUAAAAAAAGCCUUCCAGUCUCAACAUUGUUAGAUAUUAAGUCUCAGAAAUGUGGACUGCGGCACACAGUUUACUCAGUCAGUGGCAACGAGUACACUGGGGAGUGGCAGAACAACAAGAAGCAUGGCAAAGGAACUCAAGUUUGGAAGAAAUCUGGUGCCAUUUAUAAUGGAGAGUGGAAAUUUGGAAAACGUGAUGGACAUGGUACCUACAGUGUUCUGCUUCCAGAAUCAAAGGCUUACGCAAGAAAGUACUGUGGUGGAUGGAGGAAUGGAAAGAAGCACGGGUAUGGAACAUACUUUUACAACAACUCUUCUCUUUAUGAGGGAGAGUGGAGUGAGGACCAACGCAGCGGCUGGGGAAGAAUGUACUAUGAAAACGGAAACAUCUAUGAGGGAGAGUGGAUGAAGGAUAAGAAUCACGGACAUGGCAUCAUUCGAUUUUCAAAUGGUAACUGGUAUGAAGGCACCUGGCAAGAUGGCAAGAAGAACGGCAAUGGAAAGUUCUACUAUUCUGACAAAGGCCAGCUUUAUGUAGGUUUUUGGGUGGCUGGAGUAGCAAAAUGUGGGACCUUGACUGAUUUUGGGAGGGAUGAAGCACCAGCCCCGGCAAAGUAUCCAAUCCCAAAGCUACAUCUGGUGGACAUGGAGUUGGUUUUAAGGGAAGCCAAAUCAGCUUACCUUGAUCAGUACUGAUAAACAACAAGAAGCAAGUUUCCACUCCAGCACAUGCUCACUGAUAAGGAACAAAUAAAAGGAAAGCGCAUAAUGGUA